AUGGACCCUAUGAAGUAUAUCGUUGAGGAACCUACAGUAACUAGAAGAAUAGCCCGAUGGCAGAUGCUACUAACAGAGUAUGAUAUCCAGUAUGUUACGCAAAAAGCUAUAAAAGGGAGUGUGCUAGAGGAUUAUCUCGCGCAUCAUCCAACAGAAGAUUAUCAACCUAUACGGUUUGACUUCCGUGAUGAAGAUAUUAUGGUAAUAAGGCAUUGUGAGACCCCAGGUACCGAUGAAGAACCCGAAUCAGGAUCACGAUGGAAACUAGUGUUUGGUGGUUCUUCAAACUCAACCGGACAUGGGAUUGGAGCUAUCAUAACCUCCCCAACAGGGUACCAUAUCCCAUUCACGGCUAGGUUAUGCUUUACUUGUACUAAUAAUAUGGCAGAAUAUGAGGCAUGUAUCUUAGGGUUUGACGAAUCCAUUGACCUAAGAAUCAAGAUCCUGAAAGUAUAUGGAGAUUCAGCUCUCGUCAUUAAUCAAAUCAAGGGAGAAUGGGGAACCCGUAAUUCUAAGAUAAUCCGGUACCAAGACCAUGUCCGGAAGAUGAUCACCUACUUUGACGAGAUUACUUUCCACUAUAUUCCUCGAAAGGAGAAUCAACUAGUAGACGCCUUGGCCACUUUGUCAUCCAUUUUCAAGGUCAAGUGGUAUAACAAAGCGUCAAUUAUAAGAAUUUACUAG
Molecule: messenger RNA, 684 nt
Organism: Lathyrus oleraceus (garden pea)
Lineage: Eukaryota; Viridiplantae; Streptophyta; Magnoliopsida; Fabales; Fabaceae
Exons: 1
Coding region: 1-684 (227 amino acids)
Molecular function (GO): RNA-DNA hybrid ribonuclease activity; nucleic acid binding
Source: RefSeq, a predicted model, not a curated record